GCCACAAACAAACUGGAAAGUAUACCACAACUUUGAAGGCGGAUAUAUUUAUCCUGACAUUCUUUAGUCAGUUUUCGCUAGUAUACAUGUCCUCCGGUAGUUUUCUAUUCCAUAGACUAUUGCAUAUUGUGAUCACUCUCAGUAAGACGAGAGUGUUUGAAUCUAGGAACAAAAUGGCCAUUACAAACCUUUUUAUUAUAUUGAACCUCGGUUGUGAAAUGCUGUACGUGAUCGAUCAACGUUUGAAAGCGCAAACGAUUCCUCUGGACAAAUCCGCACAAGUUCUGCGAGAGAUAACCGAAGUGUUGUUGGAUCCGAAGUUUCUUCAUUACAUAUCAACAGCAUAUCAGCAUAAUAUGCUAACAGCACAACAAACCAGGAUACUGCUUACGGAUAUUGCCUGCUGCUCUCUCAUGCGCCUCGACGUUAGCUCAAUGGAUAAAUUGUGGGACCUGAUGGUAAUGAUUUUCAAGUGGCAAAUGUAUCUAACGUACAAAAAAACUCAAGUUUUAAUGGAUCUAACCUUCCGCCAUCUCGAUGGAAUUGGCCGACUUAUUCCGGAAAUGCGGAAACAAAUAUUGAUCGACAACGUGAAAAAGUCGCUAAUUGAAAUGUGGGAACCACUUUGUGAAGACGAUCAGACAAUUAUCCAUCGGAGAGUAUACAAGUGGCUCAAACCCUACACAACUAAAAUUUCUAUUCUGAUUCGGAUGGGUCUGCAGAGACAUGAUGGGGAGUUCGAGGCUGAAUUGCAUAAUAAUAUUUUCUAUAAUUAUUAUAUUGAUAACAUUGGAGAGAAUAUCUAUUCUAAAACAGCGAACCUCCAGGUAUUGAAGGGUCAAAUGAGCCAUUUGGAAAAGAAUAAAACAGAUUUGGAGCAGGAAGCUUCGAGCAGUCAUGAAAUCGAUACACUUGUCGAACAAUUGAAUAUUCAACACUCUGCGGAAAAUGAUCCGGAAGAUGGUUCAUGUGCUUCGGGUCAUACACCGAAAAUGGAAUCUGUACACGGGGGAUUGAAUGAAAUUAUGAUAGAUCAUAAUGGGGAAUCUGAUGUUAACUCUGAGGGCAUCUCUGAAGUUAAAUGUAAGGACGAAAGUAAUCUUACCAAAUUCAUGAAGAAAAUCAAAAUGAACGAUAGCGAUUUUAUAGUUAAUGAUGUUUCCAUUAUAAACCCGAACGAAGAACUUCUCAAAAUGUUUGACCAGAAUUUAGAUUUAAAAGAUAAUUAAAGUAUUUAUAUCCUAUACUUAUAAAAUAUACAUACACAUACACAUUUGUAUUCAGUGAUUUUUAAAAUACUUGUUGUACGUUCUAUACUAUCGGAUAUACAUCUAUGAAAAGUGUGAUAUGAAUUAAAAACAGUAGUUUUUGCACAAUUUCUCGUGAAAUAUCUUCAAUGUCCAUUAAUUAUUAACUAGUAAAAGUAAGUUUAUUAAGUAACUUGAAACUAUGGCUUAAGACUCGUUUGAAAAACAAAUAAUGAUUGUGUCAAAUUGAGAGGAGUGAUAAAAUUACAAGAAUAAAUAAGAUUCACUUCUUGAAGAAUAUCUUUAAAAUGACUACAUUAUUUUUAUUGGCUGAAUCAAUUAACUUGAAUAAUAUAUAAAACAAAUGAAUUGUUUACUUCCAUGUGCUAGAAAAAUAAUGAAGAAAAACAGAAUAUUGUGAAUACUUAAAUUCUAAUAAAUGAAAUCUUAGAAUAGGAAACCAGUUUUGGUAAUAAUAAUUGGGUAUCCUAUCAUCACUCGAAUAAAAGGUAUUACA
This is a messenger RNA of Toxorhynchites rutilus septentrionalis, 1764 nucleotides long. RefSeq lists its product as uncharacterized. Gene Ontology annotation, biological process: transport. Gene Ontology annotation, cellular component: plasma membrane; cytoplasm. NCBI's taxonomy places the organism in Eukaryota, Metazoa, Arthropoda, Insecta, Diptera, Culicidae. The record is from RefSeq and is a predicted model, not a curated record. The transcript is spliced from 2 exons. The coding region runs from base 87 to 1229 and encodes 380 amino acids.